AUGAAGAGAGUUGAGAUAGUUGAUCGUCUGAGUUCUCUUAUGAGCUUUUCGUCCUCUUCACUUGACAAUGGAGAAGUUGUAUAUUCUCCGAGCUACUCGUCAUUUGGUGAUCAAGCUGAUCAAGCUAGUUUGCCAGCGCAGCAGAUGAGCCUGAUGAAACCAUCAGCUACAGUUAGACCUUAUCUUCGUUCGAAAAUGCCUCGGCUUCGUUGGUCGUCUGAUCUUCACCGCUGUUUUGUGCAUGCAGUUGAAAGGCUUGGAGGAGAAGACAGAGCUACUCCAAAGUUGAUUCUGCAGAUCAUGAAUGUGAAGGGCCUUACCAUAUCUCAUGUAAAAAGUCAUCUUCAGAUGUGCAGGAGCAUGAAGCAUGAAAAACGCAUACAAGAAGCGGCUAUAGCAGCAAAGAGGAAUGAUAAGGCAAAGCUCCCCGACACAAGCAAUUCAUACUUGCUACAUCCAACCAAGAGUAUUGCUACUCUCCCUUGUUGCCAAAGGAGCAAUUGGAUGAUGAGAAACAUGUACAACAGUGCACCCUACCAUAGCAAUAGAAGCUUUUACUGCAUUGAAGGAAUUGAUCACAAUAAUACCAGCACUGUGGCAAAAUGGAACAAUGAGAAUUGCAAACAGAAUUCUUACUUCAUAUUCACAGAUCUAGUCAAAAGAGGCAGUGAUAAUGCUCAAGAGAGCAAUGAUCAAGUGAAAGCACUGUCAUUAGUCAAUGCUGGUUGCCAUAGCACUCAUAAUAAACUGGAAGAUUUAGCAACAGGAGCCCAUAUUGAUGCCGCAAUGUCUCCAUCACUCAAAUCAUCACCAAAAGCUUAUUAUUCUCAGCAGUUCAGGCUAAGGGACGCUGCGAAUUCAGUUGUGGAUGAUGUCUCUCUUGAACUUAGUCUUAGUUAA
This is a messenger RNA of Fragaria vesca subsp. vesca, 900 nucleotides long. RefSeq lists its product as uncharacterized. Gene Ontology annotation, molecular function: DNA-binding transcription factor activity; DNA binding. The record is from RefSeq and is a predicted model, not a curated record. The transcript has 6 exons. The coding region runs from base 1 to 900 and encodes 299 amino acids. Lineage: Eukaryota; Viridiplantae; Streptophyta; Magnoliopsida; Rosales; Rosaceae.